AAGUGCUCGGCGGCGGCGGCGGCUGCGGCGGCGGCCGCGACUGCGGCGGGGGCGGGAGCGCGGCCAAACCGGCGCACACGCGCGCGCUCCCCGCGGAACUCCCGCCGGCCGUCCGGCGCUCUCCCGGAGGCGCGCCCGAGCCGCCGCGGCCGCCACCAACAUGGCCGAGACGAGCGAGGAGGUGGCGGUGCUGGUGCAGCGGGUAGUGAAGGACAUCACCAACGCCUUCAGGAGGAAUCCGCACAUAGAUGAGAUUGGUCUGAUCCCAUGUCCUGAAGCAAGGUAUAACCGGAGUCCCAUAGUCCUGGUAGAAAACAAACUUGGUGUGGAAAGCUGGUGUGUCAAGUUCCUCCUACCGUAUGUCCACAACAAGCUCCUUUUGUACAGAACAAGAAAGCAAUGGCUAAACAAAGAUGAACUGAUAGAUGUCACAUGCACCCUGCUGCUUCUAAACCCAGACUUCACCACUGCAUGGAAUGUAAGAAAAGAGCUGAUCCUCUCUGGCACUUUAAAUCCAAUUAAGGACUUACAUCUGGGAAAACUGGCCUUAACUAAAUUUCCAAAGAGUCCAGAAACAUGGAUUCACAGGCGAUGGGUGCUACAACAGCUAAUUCAGGAAACCUCCUUGCCUUCCUUUGUGACAAAAGGAAACUUGGGAACAAUUCCUGCAGAAAGGACACAGAGACUAAUACGAGAAGAGAUGGAGGUCUGUGGUGAAGCGGCAGGGAGAUACCCAAGCAACUAUAAUGCCUGGUCCCAUCGCAUCUGGGUUCUGCAGCAUCUGGCCAAGCUAGACGUCAAGAUUCUUCUUGAUGAACUGUCUUCUACUAAACACUGGGCAUCCAUGCACGUUUCAGACCACAGUGGAUUUCACUACCGCCAGUUUUUGUUAAAGUCUUUGAUUAGCCAAACUGUGAUAGAUGGUUCUGUAUUGGAGCAAAACCCUCUGAGAAGUGAGCCAGCUCUGGUUCUUGCAAAAGAUGAAGCAGCAGCAGCUUCAACAGAGGAAGCAAGGAUAAAUCUUCCCCAUCUUCUCGAAGAAGAAGUUGAAUUCACCACUGAUCUUAUUGAUUCCUACCCAGGACAUGAAACCCUUUGGUGCCACAGGCGGCAUAUUUUCUACCUUCAGCAUCACUUACGUGGUAGGUUUCCUCACAGUGUGACCCCAUUGUCACCUGCAGACAGCCCUGGGGGAACUUCGAGUGACUUGCACCUCAUCCCAGGAGGCCCCCACAUGUCUCAGGCCAUGGAGGUGGAUGGGCUGAAUGACUCUAGCAAGCAAGGCUAUUCCCAGGAAACCAAACGCCUGAAGCGGACCCCAGCUCCAGACUCUCGGGGCCUGGAGAUGGAGCAUAGGUUCAUCGAUCAAGUAUUGUCCACCUGCCGGAACGUAGAGCAGGCCAGGUUUGCCAGUGCCUACCGGAAGUGGCUGGUUACGCUGAGUCAGUGAGAGAGGUGGAUUAGUCCUGCAAGGUUCCCCCUUUCAGUGCAAUAUUGCUUUCCUUUCUUACAUAGUCGCAUGAAUUGUUUGCUGGUAUGUGUUCUUCAUCUUUAGGUUAAAAGUCCAUAGUAAAUCUUUAAUUUUAUUUAUUUUGUUAAGAACUGGCAUUCCUUUGGGGAUAAAAUAACUGUGUAGUUUCUUCCUGCUAAACAGUGAGUCUUAAUUUUUUUCUUCUUCUCAUCCUUUAUAUUUCUAUACGUGAAGCUUCUUCUCAUUUGGUUCUCCUAAUUGGUUCACAGAUACAUCUACCCACCUCAGUGCAGUUGCUUGCUGUAUAGGCUGGUUUUUUUCAAUUAAAAUUUUAAGUUGUAGUUCAGCCUUAGAAUAGUACAAGCUCAAAAUUACUCCAUCUAAUUACUGCUUUGAGAAUCAAAUGGCCAGAUAGAUGGGAUUUGCAAAAAUAUAAAUCAUGUCUCUUUCUCGACUCAAGUUAUCGACCAGUGUAACCAAAGUCAGAAGUAUUGGAAUUUAUAUAAAAAACAUGCUUCCAAUGUGUAAUCCAUUUUAAAGUGGUUAUUUUAAAAGAAAAACUAAUUUUAAGAGUUUAUGUAAUUGCAGUACUGGGAAUUAUUUUUAUUACUAGUUUUGAUAGAUUCUUUUUACCUCAAAUUUGGUAUGGGCCAAAAACACUCACAUUAGCCCUUAUAUAAACCUUUUUUUUUUUUUUAACCUGGAAUGCCAUUUUCAGUUAUUACUACUUGUUUUCCUUUUAAAUUCACCAUGAAAAGUGAAAUAUGCAUGGAAAUGUAUCCAUAAACAAUCUUCCUUUGUAAAAAUUUAAGUUCUUGAGGAUACACUUAAACCACACCAUUUUUAUGAAGUGGUUAUUACAGAUUUGCUGGCAAAAGCCAGGGGGAAAGAAUAGAUUUUGAAGGUUAGGUCUUCAAUCUUUAUUUUAAAAAAUAAAACAACUUAAAGACUUUGAUACUAAACUUAUCAGGGAUGAGGUACCAAAGUAGCCACCGAACAGCUGUAUCUUAUUUCUCAGUAAUAAGGGCUGGGUUCUUCAGGUCUGUGGGAAAAGGGCCGGCUAAUGUUUACUUUCUGAAUACGUUUCCCCCCUUUGUAAAUGGUCUGUGUUUGUUCUUUCCCUUCCACUUAUCUCUUCUUCAUUCUCCCAGUCCCUUCCAUAUUUUUUGACACUUUCACUUUCGUAUGUUUUUCCUUACUCGUCUAAUUUUAAGGAUGUGUUCUGAAGACAUUCUCCGUCCUCUUUCCACCGAAUCCCAUACCCCAUUAAACACACAGACACACACAAUAUUCACAGGAACUGCCCUUUCAAAGGUCCCCUAAUGAUGGAAACCGCCUGUUGUCCUGUGUGUGUGUGUGUAGGAUGCCACACUGCAGAAGUAAGUGACCGCCGUGCUUUGCUUGUUUUUUUUACUUGCUAGGUCACCUUUAGGGUGAGGGGACAGAUGUAAAGGCAGACUUCUCCUAGUAUAUAUUAUGGAAGCCUUGUGCUUGAGCGAGGCACACUGCCUUAAGCUUAGGAAAAGAGCAAAUUCUUUAUUUGUGCAUCAUGAUUUUGCUGAGUAGCAAACUGUCAGGGGAGACUUGAGAAUACCAGAAAAACUGUCCAGCCUGGCCCUUGUAGACAGAAUCUGCUUUUCUCUCUUGGGGCAAAAUUUCAUAGUAUUUAGGUAAGAAAAUAAUUGCCAUUAUGAACAUAAUCCCAUGGCCCUUUGUCUACAAAUACCUCAAGGUCUACCUAGACCUCUGUGGAUAAAACCAUUAGUUGAUGAUUUUCUCUACCUGCAGGGGAUAGUGGGGAGACUACACAGAGAUGACAGGAGAGAUUCAGCCCAUUCCACUGGAUACAUGUUGCCAGAUCCUGGCCUCACUCAGUAUUCCCUUCCAAGCAUCAUUUUCAGUAUCCCAAGUAAUAGGGCUUCCUCUGCUUUGAUGUGAGAGUGUCAGGACAGGAGUAUAGACAGUCCCCUGUGAACCAGCGGCUCCGCGCCUUUUUUUACCCUCCAUACGGUGCCCUGCCCACCUUUGACGUUAUCUGUCUUCAUGUGUUUUAAGGCCCUUCAUACACCCUCUUAUGAAGCCAUGCAGUCCUUUACGAUAUCUCGGUCUCUUCUUCCUAAUAAAGUUUUGAGUAGGCAGUAAAAACACAAACAUCCGAAGGAUACUUAGCGUUUGUGACUUUUGUGUGCUACUUAAUUUCUAACGUUCGCAUUUUUCCAGUGCUGAUUCACAGAAAAACCUAGCAUUGCCCCAUAUGGUUGUGUUUUUUUCCUAAAUGGUUGACAUCUAAACUCAUUAGCUGUAGCAUGGUAGUAUCUCUUUGAGUGAAUAAGUUCAUGCUGUGGAAAGGAUGUAUCUUUUCAGGGACUUGUUAGUCUUUACCUUUUUUUCUAUAAAUAUCCUUGUUGAAAGAAAAAGAUAGUUUAGAUUGAUUGACACAUUUCAUCAAACUUUCAUUAGGAGAAUAGUCGGCCAUCAUACUGUCCUGUGGAUCAAGAAUACUACUGACAAGCCAAAAGCAAUAAGAUCUGUAAAUACCUCCACACCACCUUCCUCCCCGGCCCCACCUUUUUUUAAGUAUACCUGUUUUGGUAAUUUGGUGUUCCCAGAUUCUACUGUGUGCCUUGCACAUGGCGAGGACUUAUCAAAUGUUUAUCAAAUUAAUAAAUGAUUCACUGAAAAAGGGAAAGAUUGAUCAUGAGUAAUGGAUAGAAUGAGUUAUGAUUGAGAAAUUGAUAAGUUAGAGCAAUGGAUUGUGAAUGAAUGAUACAUUCUAGCCUCAUGAUACUACAGGUGAGCUGUUACAUAUAGAAUAAGUUAAUUUAGAUGAUUCUUCAUUUAACGACCUUGUUUAAGCUGUUAAAUCCCAGCCAAGAAAUGCAGCUCUAUGAUUAUGAAUUAACUGUACUUUAAUAUAUAUUAAAAAUUCAUAGAACAAAGCUCAUUUGCAUUAAGAACACCACUUUCUGUUCAUUUAUGGUAUUGGAGGACAGAUCUUGGCAACAGAGCCAGAGACUCUUUGGGGCAUUUGAAGGAAUUCUUUGAUUUCAAAGACUUGUUGAUUUGUAUUUGUGCAAGGAUAGUCAUUUUAUGCUUCUCCUUUUCUCCUCCCCAGCUUGAACUAUAGACCUUUUAGGUAUUUCUUAAACCUGUGUGAGUCAUUUUCUUUUUCUCUUAUUAGGUUUAAGGAUUAGAUACCUGUUAAUGACCCCUUUUUCUUUUCCAGGUUUUAGCAUUUUUGUUACGUCUUUGGAAACUCUGGGCCCAGACUCUCAGUCAUAUCCCUUAUUCCUAUGUUGCUAGACACGGUCCCGUGGAGUUUUUUUUAUCCAUUCAUGACAUAAUGAUAUGAGCAGGUAGGAUGCUUUGGUUUGUAUUUCUUAGUUAGCAUUUUUAAGUGCCCUGCCAAGAAGAAUUAGUUCUUCCCCUGUGACAACUAACUGUUUGGGGAUUGGAGGUAUUUAGAGGACAGCGUGUGCAUAAUUACAGGUUAGUCCGAAACGUGUGCGGCCCAUGUUCAAGGGAAACAGUGGCACUGUGCCUGAAAAGAAAGGCCGUAUGAUUGUCGUAAAUGAAUCCUUUGCCUCACUUUAAGGGUUUUAAGAAUUCCCUCCCAAAUUCUGUGUUGGAGGAAAAGAAGUAAAUAGAUGAAAUUUAAAAUAUGGCAUUUUAUGUAUUUGGUUACAGGAGAGGGGAGGGAUAGAGAGUCCAUAUUUCAAGAUUGCAGAUAACUUUUGAUUGUAAUUUCAUAAAAAUAUACAGCUAAAGAUUCCAAAGUGUUUUUCAGAGGACUAUUGAAUAAUAUAUUCCUAAAUGGCAGCAAUAUGUCGUAGUUCAUAGUGGAGACAGAAAACCAUUGUGUCAGUUGUAGGGGUGUGUGUGUGUGUGUGUGUGUGUGUGUGUGUGUGUGCACGCGCGCGCGCGCUUGCAUUGCAGGAGGCACCUCUGGCUCUCAACCUGGACAUCUGUAUUCUCGUUAGGUUAUGUUAAGACUGUAAAACCAAACUCUGUGCUAAAAAAAAAAUAGAGAGGAGUAGCUUAGUCUGCUGAUGAACCUUUGUGCUUCCAAGAAUAUUAGCUCUUAUAGGUUGUGCUUUUUGGACAAUAAUAUGGUCCACAAGGCUGACCCUGGCAUUCUUUUAUUAAUCUGUUAUUCCUCAGGGUGUAGAAGAUUUAGUAAAUUUAGGACAAAAUUUUAUAUUCAGUGGCAAAAAAGAAAAGGCAAAAGUAUGCUAAAUAUAUUACUAGCUCUUAAAACUUUAGUAUAGAUAGUAUUUUUUAUAAACCCCUACCAGUGCAGUAGCUCAUAGACGCUCUGUGCCUGCCUCACUCUUCACCUCGCUGCUUCAGUCCCUACGGCUCUAUUAUGAAUGUUCUCUUAAUGUCUUCUGCGGAAACAGUUUCUGUAAUGUAUUGUUUUCCACGUUGGGCAGAGGUGGGGGUGUUUCAGUUGACAUCAUUUUGUUUCUGGAAAUCCUGUUCAGGAAAUGAUUACCGUUCGUUUUCAAACUGACAACUGUUUUGCCUCCUAAAACCUCACUUUCCCUGAAAGAGUGUUCUGUGUGCAGACCCCGUAUGUGUUCAGUACAUUGCAUGAUGCCUCACGCCUUGUAGGAAUCCAACGGGGCGCAAUCGUUAAAGGCUAGAAAGUGAAAACUAGCCUCCCUCUGUCUCGCCACCAUUGCCCACAUGCGUGGCUUCAGGAGAAAUCCAGUAUUGUGCGGAAGGUACAUAAUUAGCUUCAAACCAUGUAAGGCAAGAUACACAGCUGCAUCACAUUGUAAGUGAAAUUUUGAUACUUUUAAGGCAUAUAUAUGUGUGUGUUCACAUAUAUGUAUGUAUAUAUGUUUAAACGAGAUUUGGAACUUGAAUUUAUAUAGUGAUUUUACAGAGAAUUUUAUUUAAAGGGUUUUUAUUUUCAUAUUUGCUUAAAGUGCUCCUAUUUAAAAGCAGUUUUCUUUAUUAAACCAGCCCCCUCAAGCAAAGUUGGAAACCUAACACAAGUGCCAUUUGCCUGAAUUAACCAGAUAUUUGUGUAAAAUGUUUAUUUUUGUCUUUGGAUGCUUAUGCACCAUGACAUUCUGGCUUUUCUUCAUACCUUUAGGGAAUCAGCCUUAAUUUUAUGUAUGGCCAUCACUUUCCUCAAAGUACUAUGCAGCUUACUUCAAAUGUUUAUUUAUCUUUAUAAAGUGAUCAGUAAUACAUAUUGAGAUUUUUUUUCAUGUCCUGGGGUGAACAGUUUCACACGUUCAGAUAGUGACUCAUAAAGCAUUUUGUCAGAAGUGCUCAAGUAUUAUCUUCCCUCACCAGUGUCAUCUUGCAUUUGAAGCAGGUACUUUUUCUUAGUGGUUAAAGAAUGAGUAUAGACUGAGUGCAGUCAUAGUAGGUGCUCAAUAAAUAUUUAGUCAGUUAUUGAUCUCAUGGCAAAUUAACAGCUUUCGGAGAGGAAACUUGUUAUCUUUUCACGGAGGAGCAUAUUUUUAAAGCAAUAUAUGUUUGAAACUGAAAAAAUUACAUCAUUUGGCAUCAAUUACUAGGCUUAUUUAGGCUGGAGUUAGUAACAUGCAAUAAACGUACUGUUUGUGUAGAACACGGUCUGAAGACAGGAGAUGGGGAAAGUUUAAGCAGCAUCUUUUUGUGCAAGGCACAUUAAUAAAUGUGAUUAAAUAUCUUAAUAGGCUGCCAAACUCAAGAGAGAGAGAGAAUUACUGUAGACGCCUACAGUCGGUUUCUCUGUUGGUGUACCUGGUGUUACCUGGCUUAGGUUCUAUUUAUUUCUUCUUAAAACUUGGUUGCUUUCCAGUGUCUUCAAAGUGGUAAUGGUAAAAUACAGAAUUAUAUUAAAUAACUUCUCCUUGUUUUCUCAGAACAUCUUUAAUAUGAGGGAGAAAUUUUUAUGAAAGAUACAGUAGUUUCAGAAUUUGCUCAUUUGUGACUUUCAGAGCAUCUUUGACAGAGCUUACUCAGUGUAAACAGAUUUAAACGGUUGAAAAACAAACAUUCCAGCCUGAGCUGUGAGGAACAGAGUGUGUAAUACAAGUGUAAUUAGGCAUCGCCUCCUGGCGAGGUUCUUGAUGCAUGACUGUGAUGCUGGCCUCUGACUGUGGUGACCGCUCAGUAUUAUAUUUUGGUGGUGUUCCUGGGAGAAUAAUGAAAUGUGUGCUAGAUUAAUUUGUAUUUGAGAUGGACACAAUAAAAGAUGAUGUGGUAUCAAUAUGCCAGGGAUUUAUACACACUAUUACUGAAAUUUUUUUUAAAAAGAGGAGGGGAAGAAAAUGACAAAAGGUCAGUGAUAUUUUUUAAUAGCCUCUAAGAAAGUUUUUUUUUUUAAGUCCAAGUCUCUUAGACACUAAGCAGUUGCUAACCUUAUUUAACACUGUGGAACUUUAAGGGAUAGUUCUCAGAUACUGUCUGCUGUUAGAAUUGACGAUGUGUGUGAAUUUUACAUUGCUUGCAGAUUUUCCAAAAAAUGGAGUAUUUAAGUUGCAGUUUAAUGGUUUUUAAAGAUUUUCUUGUAGGUCGUGGUUCAGUGGACAAGUUACAUAUAUGAUCUGUGGUGCAAGGUCAGAUCCUGGGCAUUAAAGAUAAGUUUGGCUACCUUAAUUUUACUGAAGAUACUAAUUGUUUCCCUCUGAUUGCACUGUUAUUUUUUUUUUUAACUAUUUUCCUCUGUGUUCCAGUCUGCAUUGAAGUUCCUUUAGCUCUCACAAUACAUAGUAAUUGACAUUUCUCAAGGAUUAAAUAUUUUGUGAAUUCUUUUUACACUUAAAAUGUGUAUCUUGCAGAGGGAUAAAAAUUAAUUUUGCAGUAAAGUAUGUGCAGAGUGUGCUUACAGUGUCCUGGGAGUUCAUACUCCAGAUUACUUAAAGUAGGAUAGCUAAAUUCUAAGGCUAAUAAGUGACUGUAGACUAUCUGUAUGAGCACUGUCCAGUAGGAAGAAAUGGGAGCCACAUAUGUAAUUUUUAAUUUUCUAGCAGGCACAUUAAAAAAGAAACCCAUGACAUUAACUUAACUAUUUUAAUUAACCCAAUAUAUUAAAAAUAUUUCACUAUGUAAUCAGUAUACAAAAUUAUGGAGAUAUUUUGCUCCCCCCCCCCCCCAUAGUAAGUUUCUAAAAUUCAUUGUGUAUUUUGCACUCACAGUGCCUGUCAGUUCUGACUGGAUACUUUGUAAGUGCUCAAAUAGCCAUGUGUGGCUAAGGGCUGCUAUAUCGGACCGUGCAGGUUCAUAGGGUACAAAAUUUGACUUUAUUUUAAAUUGGGGAGAUGGUGAGGUAGGCAUGAAAUUAUGGUACUUUAAAAAUUAGUAUACUUAGAAAAGUAUCUAAUACAAUUAUCCACAUUGUCUACAUUUUAAAUUUGCUGUAGAAGUAGCUCAAUCUGUUCCAAUUUGCCAAGCAUUAUCUAAGGAGGAAGAAAUUCCAUGCCAUGUAAAAUACCAUGAUAUGCUCAUUAUAACAACACAUUAUUAACACAUUUUUCAAUGUGUUCACUAAAUUCAGUCCUGUCUCUUCAAAAUAAUAGCUUAAAUUGCAUGUUAAUUGUGUAUCUGUACUUGUUUUGUUUUUAUAUUAUUCUUAUAAUAAUGUGUAUUAACAAACAGCCCUAGGAUUCUAAUCUUCCUAUGCAUCUGUCUUCCAGUACUUACUGGUACACUUAUUAAGUUGUUACAAGUGGCAGAAAAGUAGAAUGAACCAUCAUUUUUUUUUUUCAUUGUUUUUAUCAUGUGAUCAUGUACCAAGCCAGCUAUAAAUUAUUGUAUUUCUGUAGAAUAUGAAAAAUAGUGUUUAUGUCUUAACUUUGCUAAAUGUUUGCAAUUUCUAAGUAAACUUUUCAUCUCCUAA
Acinonyx jubatus (cheetah) is the source of this 9314-nucleotide messenger RNA. It is a transcript of the gene PTAR1, whose product is annotated as protein prenyltransferase alpha subunit repeat containing 1. Bases 161 to 1450 code for a protein of 429 amino acids. The transcript is spliced from 8 exons. The record is from RefSeq and is a predicted model, not a curated record. NCBI's taxonomy places the organism in Eukaryota, Metazoa, Chordata, Mammalia, Carnivora, Felidae. Gene Ontology annotation, cellular component: cytoplasm. Gene Ontology annotation, biological process: protein prenylation. Gene Ontology annotation, molecular function: protein prenyltransferase activity.